AAGUCAGGAGCAGUCGCAACCGGACCACCACAGUUGGCGUAGCUAUUACCGAUUACCGGACCGAUGUUAUUUAUAAUAAUAACAUUAUUCUUAUCCCGGUACACCUAGGUAUAGUUCAAACGUGUGCACCGCUGUUGGUUAAAACGUAUCAAUAAAUAUAAAUCGAACGCAGUUUUCUGUUUUACGCUCACCCGUCCGACGCGAUUUAAAUCCGGUCAUAGUGUCGUGUAGUUGCAGUUUGUCGUCUCGUCAAUGUUAUCAUUAUACAUAUUAUAGGCAGCCGUUCCGACGCCACCGAUGAAAAACCAAGUGCUCGUGACCCGUUUCCAAAACUAUUGAUCCUAAUCGGAGCAAGGAAGAAAUCGAGUGAGAUGUUUAUGCGUAAAAUCUGCGCAACAAAAACGACGACAAAAACUCCGGAAGUUCAGAAACGUAGUUCGGUGCCGAUUUGACAUCAGCAAUAUUAUCAUAACAAUACAUCAGUCUGAAAGAAGAGACCGAAUACUGCAAAUUAAAGAUUGCAUUAAAUAACACACAUAGUCUAAAGAAAUGUCAUUACCGAUCUGUGGACUACUGUCGUUUGCAUGGAUGCUGUGGGUGAGUUCGUCUUUGGCUGCCCAUCCGCCGUCACCUUGCCCGGACACAUUCUCUUAUGAAGGACCGGAACCGGAAAACAACAGGUGGUAUGGCGAGAUAUCAUUGCGAACUGACGAGAGCCUUGUCGGCAUCCGACUGGACGUUGAACUGGACCGACCAGCAGAUUUAAUGGUAUCGUGGAUGGGAGAGAUAACGACAAACGACAAUAUAAAAUUCACUGUAUUGAACUUAAACCAAAAACUGAAGCCCGGACCCCCUGUGUUGUCUAGGAUCAUGGUCAAGUUCAACCGGUCGACAGGAAGUCCAAAAUUGCGGUUCAUUCGACUUAAUGGCCGUAAAAUUUGCCCUGAAGAUUCCAGUUACAGUUCCGGAUACGAAGAGGAAACCCGACCCUCGCAAAGGCCACCACAGAGUACCAGGAGACCUGAUCCCGAGUUUGGUGCCAAUCCGGAUGAAUAUCCGAUAAACAAUGGUAAUACCAAUCAUCAAGACAAGGACCAGUAUCCGGUUAACGGCGUCAGCAAUAAUCACCGUGACAAAGAAAACCCUGUCAGACCAGGAUUAGACUAUAAUUCGCCACAGGAUGGCCGUCCGACGACCACCGAAGGAACUUACACGACUCGGAAAACAAACAGGGGAACGACAACUACAACCACGACGGUGCCCCGAAAUCCCUAUGAACUGCAGGGCAACGGAAAUGGAAACGGCAACGGCAACAACAGACCGAACACUGUGACAUUGCAGGCCAGCAGCACCGACCCAAACAGUGAAAUAAACGGUGUCAUAAACGGGCUGCUGCAAAACCAGAAUAGUAGAAACAAGACCGUCAUCAUAACCGUCAUCGACGAGAACCACAAUAGCCGACCAAAUGUUGGUACCGGAGGUGGUCGACCGGAAAUCGCGGACGGUGGCAGUAUGACUAGGCCGAAUGUAGUGAAUAACAGACCAACCUCUCAGCAGACCAACCAAAAGCCCAACGGAAACCAACAGAUCAACGGCAGCGGAAACAGUGGAUCUUAUACAGGCUCCGUCAACUCGCUUUCGUCUAGUGGUCCCUCGUGCGGCGAAGUCAAGAUGGCCGUGCCGCUGGUAACCGCUGGACAGUCCACGUACAGGGGACAAUGGCCCUGGCACGUGGCGCUCUAUUUGAUCGAAGGCAUAAACUUGAGCUACCAUUGCGGCGGGUCGCUCGUGUCCAAGAACAAAGUCAUUACGGCGGCUCAUUGCGUAACACACAAACUAAAUGACGCAGUCCUUAAUUCAACCAAAAUAGUCGUCUACCUCGGAAAAUACCAUCAGCUUCAGUACAGUGACGAGUUGGGCGUCCAGAUCAAACAGGUCGUCCGGAUAAAGGUGUUCCCGUCUUACAACAGCAGCUCAUACUUCGGAGACAUAGCUAUUUUGACGCUGUCUUCGGAUGCCGAAUUCACAAGCUACGUGACCCCCGUGUGCCUUUGGGAAGAGAGGUCUGACAGUUUGGACGACAUCGUUGACAAAGACGGAACGGUCGUCGGUUGGGGCUUUGACGAAAACAACACACCGACCGAAGAACUGAAAAUGGCCAAGAUGCCGGUUGUAUCACAGGAAACGUGCCUCUGGAGCUACCCGCAAUUUUAUUCAGAAUUUACUUCCGAUAGAACGUUUUGCGCCGGCUUCAGAAAUGGGACAAGCGUAUGCAACGGAGACAGUGGCGGUGGUAUGGUAUUCUUGAAGAACCAUAGGUGGUACCUAAGAGGUAUCGUGUCCCUGACGGUAGCCAAAGACGGACUGCGGGUAUGCGACACUAAACAUUACGUGGUGUUCACGGACGUGGCCAAGUACUCGGAUUUCGUCAGGAAGAACUUACAAUGAUGGCGUUCACAUCUAAUCAAUGAUAUAUAAUAUGAUAUAUUAUAAUGUAUAUUGUGCAUCAA
This is a messenger RNA of Rhopalosiphum maidis (corn leaf aphid), 2510 nucleotides long. RefSeq names its product serine proteinase stubble-like. The transcript has 10 exons. The coding region runs from base 550 to 2448 and encodes 632 amino acids. Gene Ontology annotation, molecular function: serine-type endopeptidase activity. The record is from RefSeq and is a predicted model, not a curated record. Gene Ontology annotation, biological process: proteolysis. NCBI's taxonomy places the organism in Eukaryota, Metazoa, Arthropoda, Insecta, Hemiptera, Aphididae.